AUGUUCUUUGUCUCUUAUUUUGCUAGUCACAUCAAUGACAUGGAACUAGAGAAUGAUCCACGGAUUUCAGAAUUUCUUCUUCUGGGACUUUCAGAGGAACAAGAUUUGCAGCCUUUCCUCUUCGUGCUUUUCCUGUCCAUGUACCUGAUCACCAUACUUGGGAACCAGCUUAUCAUCCUGGCCAUCAGCUCUGACUCCCACCUCCCCAUGUACUUCUUCCUCACCAGCUUGUCUUUUGUAGACAUCUGUUUCACCUUCACCUCCAUUAUCAAGAUGCUGUGGAACAUUGAGACUCAGAUCCAAGUCAUAACUUAUGAAGGCUGCCUCAUGCAGAACUUUUUCAUACUUUUUGUAGGUUUGGACAACUUCCUCCUGACUGUGAUGGCCUAUGACUGUUUCAUGGCCAUCUGUCACCCCCUGCACUACAUGGUCCUCAUGAACCCCCAGCUCUGUGGACUACUGAUUCUGGUGUCCUGGACCAUAAGCAUCCUUCAUUCCUUGUUAGAAAGCUUAGUGGUGUUGCGGCUGUCCUUCUGUACAGUCUUGGAAAUUCCCCAUUUUUUCUCUGAACUCAAUCAGAUGAUCCAACUUGCCUGUUAUGAUACCUUUCUGAAUAACUUGGUAAUGUAUUUUGCAGCUCUCCUGUUGGGUGGUGGUCCUCUUUCUGGGAUUCUUUACUCUUACUUUAAGAUACUUUCCUCCAUAUAUCAGACCUCAUCAACUAAGUGGAAGUACAAAGCCUUUUCCACGUGUGCAACUUACUUCUCAGUUGUUUCUUUAUUUUGUUGUUGGAGCCUAGGAGUGUACCUUAGCUCUGCUGAUACCCAGAGCUUCCAUUCAAGUGCAGUAGCCUCAGUGAUGUACAUAGUGGUCAUUCCCAUGCUGAAACCCUUCAUCUACAGCUUAAGAAACAAAGACAUAAAUGAGGCUCUAAAUGUCUUUUCAGGGUGA
Molecule: messenger RNA, 951 nt
Organism: Neogale vison (American mink)
Lineage: Eukaryota; Metazoa; Chordata; Mammalia; Carnivora; Mustelidae
Product: olfactory receptor-like protein OLF4
Exons: 1
Coding region: 1-951 (316 amino acids)
Biological process (GO): G protein-coupled receptor signaling pathway
Cellular component (GO): membrane
Molecular function (GO): olfactory receptor activity; G protein-coupled receptor activity
Source: RefSeq, a predicted model, not a curated record